Messenger RNA from Hyaena hyaena (striped hyena), 4491 nucleotides. RefSeq names its product cytochrome b561 domain-containing protein 1. The transcript is spliced from 3 exons. Lineage: Eukaryota; Metazoa; Chordata; Mammalia; Carnivora; Hyaenidae. The record is from RefSeq and is a predicted model, not a curated record. Bases 32 to 721 code for a protein of 229 amino acids. Gene Ontology annotation, molecular function: transmembrane monodehydroascorbate reductase activity.
CUAGCAGCUGUGAGUGUGCGCGGCCCGGGCCAUGCAGCCACUGGAGGUAGGUCUGGUUCCCGCUCCAGCGAGGGAGCCGAGACUGACCCGCUGGCUGCGGAGAGGCAGUGGGAUCUUGGCGCACCUGGUAGCUUUGGGCUUCACCAUCUUUCUGACUGUGCUGUCCCGGCCGGGAACCAGUCUUUUCUCCUGGCACCCUGUAUUCAUGGCCUUGGCGUUCUGCCUCUGUAUGGCAGAGGCCAUCCUGCUCUUCUCGCCUGAGCACUCCCCGUUCUUCUACUGCUCCCGAAAGGCCCGGAUACGACUUCACUGGGCAGGACAGAGCCUUGCCAUCCUCUGUGCAGCCCUGGGCCUGGGCUUCAUCAUCUCCAGCAGGACCCGCAGUGAGCUGCCCCACCUGGUGUCCUGGCAUAGCUGGGUAGGGGCUCUGACACUGCUGGCCACUAGUGGUCAGGCACUGUGUGGGCUCUGCCUCCUCUGUCCUCGAGCAGCCAGGGUCUCAAGGGUGGCUCGCCUCAAGCUCUACCAUUUGACUUGUGGACUGGUGGUCUACCUGAUGGCUACAGGAACGGUGUUCCUAGGCAUGUACUCAGUGUGGUUCCAGGCCCAGAUCAAAGGUACAGCCUGGUACCUGUGCCUGGCACUGCCCCUCUAUCCGGCCCUGGUGAUCAUGCACCAAAUCUCCAGCUCCUACUUGCCAAAGAAGAAAAUGGAAAUGUAAGUUCCUCUGAACUCUGAACGUAGGUGAGACACUUACCUGGGACUUAAAUGUUUCCUCUGGUGACCUUCAAGGGAUCCACUUCUUGUGCUUCUUAGCUGGGCCAGGGGCCGCAGAAACGCAAACUGCUAUUGCUGAUGACGAUCCACGGGGCCAAAAUGGGGAAAUAUACUGGGUGCAAGUGGAAGGUGAUUGGGGUGGGGGCUUGGUCCUGAAGCCUCCACUCUUGAUGGGAGACAGAAGUGUUGGGUGGCGGUGGUGUGGUGUGGUGUGGUGUGGAUGGAGAGUUGGGUUACGGUAACUUAUGAAUGAGCACAAUGGCUCUUUGGGUCUGUUUGAGAAAGCAGUGUGGAGACAGCCCAUGGGUUAUGGUUCCUGUAGGCUCUAAUGUGCAACCGUAGGCAAGUCACAUGUCUCAGGACCUCAGUUUCCAUAUCUGUGUCAUGGGUGAGUUUCUAAACAAUCUCCUAAUAUUCAGUGUCUGGCAGGUUGAUGCCACAGAACACUCUCCCCGCUUCAGAACGGUGGCUGGACCGCUAAGCAGACUCAGGAUAUGAUUCACACAAUUGUUAUUCUCUUAUCCCUCUGAAGGGACAGGUCUGCCCUUGUGGCCUUCCAGGAAUCUGUGCCGAUUUGGCCCCUGGACUAGGGCACAGAAGGUCAGGCACUGUGGAAAGAAGGGUCCCGUGUGAGGCUCUCUUGAACUCCAAGACAGUAAAGGCACUGAAGUCACUUUAAAGCUUUUGAAGGAGCAGAAGGGCAUUGGCGUAACCAAGCCUGUGGCUCCUGGCUGGGCAUCUCAGCUCAGUUAAGAACUUCCUCCAGCCCACCUCCGAAUCUAGGCUUGAGGGCCUGCAGGACGUGGGUUUGUACCUUCCUCUGACAUGCGUUCUCAGUGGAAAGUAGUCCUGAGCACCUCAUGUUUGCCCUGCCUAGGGCUCACAUCUCGCCUUAGCACAUAGCUUUGGGGCGGUAUUCUGAAACUUUUAGAACAAAAUAAGAGCUAAGGGGGAGGGGUAGGGCUUUUCUGAUCUGGGGAAAACGAAGUCCCCCUGGUUCCCCUUCUCAGCUAAGCUUUUCUCAGUUGCGGUCUCUUGCCAGCUCUGUGGUCUAGCAGGGGGCUGAGUUUGGUGCCAGUUGGCAAGAAAGGGCUGGGCCCUCUUCCCUGCAGAGACCCCUCAUUCCAAACUGAAGGUAGUUCCUCAGACCGCUCCCAGGGGUGAGGGCUGGAUGCCAGGCUGGUUAACUGUGACCUGGCUUGGUCGGGGAGAUGGGACCUUAAGAUCAUGGCCAGGACUGAAGACGGCCAAGCCAGUAAAGCUGAUGUUGAGGCAAGCAGAGACAGCUCAGGGGACACUCUGGGAGGCCUGGGUAUAGGGGCUGGAGCUCCAGGUCCCAGGAGAAGGGUAGGAGUUCCUGGAUGGCAAUAAUUUAGACAUCCCAGGUCUUCCUAAGAUGUAAGACCUCCCUGGCCGGGCAACUCGGAAGCAGGGAGGUUGGUACGAUUUAACAGCCCAGGAAUUGGGACUGCAAGGGCACGAGCAUCCUCUGAGGGGAUCUCACUGGGUCAAAGCAUCUCCAGGAGCUCUCCAGACCCAGAGCAUCUAAAGGGGGUUGCUCAGAGGGUGAUUGUACCUGUCUCCUUGCCUGCUCUUCUCUCUCAAACUACCCAAUGUGGACUGAAUGUGGAGGAGAUGGUUCCUGGGGCAUUCUUACCUAGGGUCACUUGGAUUAGGGACUUCAUCUCCUUCCCCCCACCCCCCCAUCACAGCCAGUGCUGGGAGUCCCAUCCUGUCUACAGCAGGGUGACAGGGCUGGGUGAGGUUCACCCGCUUCUGCGAGCCAAGCAGGCAGUGCCAUAAAGCCUGAGCCUGCCUGAGGUGUUGCCUCCUCCCAGGUGGUGCGGGGGCUGGUGGGCGGGCGGGCAGGCGGGCUGACAGCCGGCAGUUUGCGUGGGCUGUGCCAGCUGAUGUCUAUUCCCAGCCCUCGGAGGAAGGGGGAAGUCAUUUAUAUUCUGCAGGAGGAAGGGGCCCCAGCUGUCACCUCUCUGACCAGGAGGCCUGGAGGGCAAGGGCACAGGGCUGAGAGGAGGGCACAGGUGGUCUUCUGCUUAGCCUGACUGCAGUAUAGGGAGUAGGUCACCAGGAGGAGCCCUUCUUCCCGGUUGGCCAGAUUGUGGGGGGACUUCCCGCCCCCCUUCUCUGCAUCUCCAUCACCACCUGCCCUCACAUCCUGGGCCAGCAGCUGGACAACCAUUAGACCUCAGUGCCAGGGCACUCUUCCUCCAGCUGGGAUCUCGGUGGCUGCCUGCUACAUAUGCCUCCUGCUUGUGUCUUUCCUCCUCCCUACACCCUCUGUUCCUCCCACCUCUCUGUGUCUCCCCAUCUGGGAUGUUAGCUGGGCCCCUCGGCAAUGAGGCCUUGCUUCUUAGGGGAAGCAGCGAACAGCUGCCCUUUUGCCCUUGUUCCCUGGCUAGGAAAAGCUGCUAGUAGUCAGCCUGUACUGCCUUUAAAAAAAAAAAAAAAAGCCAGGGUGCUCAAAUUAAAAAGAAAAAAAAAAAAAAAAAAAGCAUGUCAUUUGCACAAAUUUGCAUAUCAGGCUCACUAAGACUUGAUUCCAAAUAUGAUAUUUUAAACUCAACCUUGAGGACAUUAGAAAUGUAGAUGUCUUUUGUAACCAAAUCCAAAUGGUAACAGGAUUACCAGUCUGGGUUCAGACGCCCGCCGCCCCACCCAGUCCCCAUCUAUCCUGUAACCACUCCCCUGGAGCCCCACCAGGGCUGGGCUUGGUGUUGAAUGGCAGGAGCCCUGUGUCUGGGGAAUUCUUCCAGCCUCACCUUCUUGGCUGUUCAGCUGCAUCAGAGGUAGGCCGCUAUCCUUGCCAGCCUGUUUCUCCUCUCCCUACCAUGUCACGGGACAGACUGCCCAUCCCAGUCCCUGACACCGGAGUCCUGUCCCUUCUUUCUCCUGGUCUCCACCCUUCCACCCCCAGGCAUGGCUGCUCUGGGUCUUGUUUUUCAAACCUCACCGUGGGAGAUCCAGACCUCCUCCCUGAGCCAGCUGGCUGCUGUGCCGAGGCCUGUUCAGAGUUAAUAAUAAUCAUUAGCCGCACUGUGCUGGGGCCUUUCAGCUCCAGGGCCCUAGGCACUUGCAGGCUGAGCCAGCCAGCCCUCACCCCCUCCUCCUGGGCAGCUAGAGUGUAAUGGAAUGGAGAGGGCCUGGUCAGAGUCUCACUUCCUAGCCAUGGCUUGAGGCUGCCUUCCUCUGGGAGUGGGCCCUGAGCUUCCUCCAAGUAUCUUACUACGGCCCUUCCACCUGACAAAGAUCAAGAGGUGGGGAACACAGCGUAGGCUCCCCUGAGAGCAGCCGUGGCGAUUGCUGACCUUGAACCUCCAGUACUCUUGUCCUUCCUUCUGUUACCUGUCAUAACUUCCAGAGGACACCCCUGGUCCUGAUGCCCCAAUCUCAGCAUUUCUGGUCAGAUUGCUUCUUAGGGGAAGCAAUCCCUCAGGGAGCAGGGAGGCUUCCGGUUAGUGCUCCGCUGCUCCUGUAUCCGGUGGACAGAAGGGCCUGUGUAUCAUGCGGUGAGAAGUGCACUGAUCUGGGAGCCGGGAGAGCUGCGGUCUACAUUUGCUCAGCUCCUAACACUGGUGUGGCUGUGGGCAAAUUGCUUACUGCCUGACCUACCUCACAGGGAUGUUGUGAGGGUUUGAUGAGAGAAUGCAUGUUAACAGGCAUUGAAAAGUCCAAAGCAUUAAACAAAUGUAAACAGGU